AUGGCAGAUUUCAUAUUUCCCGAAAACGUGAAUACUUAUGAAGACGAGGUUGCGCAAUGGAUCUCGGAAGGAAACGACUUGGAUGCAUGGAGGGGAGCUCCAUCUAGUCCAUUAAGCAGCGACUCAUCCAGCACCACCAACGAAGGCUCGACCUCUGACUUUUUCUGGUACAAUGGCAGAUGGUAUACCUACACCACAGAUGUCAGUCCGGAUCUAGAGACACUUGCACAGAGUUUAUGGGACGGCCGAAUCGAUCUCGAAUCAGAAGUUAGCGAGGUACCCGCCGGCCCUCUAGUCACCGAGGAUGACCAAGAAGACGGUAGUAAGAUAUCUUCACAAUCGAUCGAACAAAACACAUAUAUCCGAGAGGAUACGCCCAUUCCCGACUGGGGCCAGAGCGAUCACACAAAAUCUAUGUCGCAAGCUAGUGAAGCAACCACCACGAGCCGAGAAGCUACUCCGGUCCCUGAACAAUCAGCCUCGCAACCGCCUUCCAUCGAAAAAGACAAUGCCAAACCCUCAGCUUCCAAGCCGGAGGAACGAGACCAUUUUCCCGUGUGGGACGGUCCGACCAGAUGCCCAUAUCGCUGUCGAGCUUUACUAGAUACAGAAGAGCUCUACGUCUCACAUAUGCGCACACACAAAGGUAGGAGUUAUACCUGCGAAGCGCCCGGCUGUAGCAAAGUCUACGUUCACAUGAGGACCUUGAGAAAACACCAGCGGCAGGCCCACGGCAAUCCUCAGAGCGGCGGGUGCGUAGUAUGGUCCGAGUCGUAG
This is a messenger RNA of Bipolaris victoriae FI3, 777 nucleotides long. RefSeq lists its product as hypothetical. The record is from RefSeq and is a predicted model, not a curated record. Bases 1 to 777 code for a protein of 258 amino acids. The transcript is spliced from 2 exons. NCBI's taxonomy places the organism in Eukaryota, Fungi, Ascomycota, Dothideomycetes, Pleosporales, Pleosporaceae.